Nematolebias whitei (Rio pearlfish) is the source of this 1043-nucleotide messenger RNA. It is a transcript of the gene aspnat, whose product is annotated as N-acetyltransferase 8-like. Gene Ontology annotation, cellular component: mitochondrial membrane. The record is from RefSeq and is a predicted model, not a curated record. Bases 1 to 852 code for a protein of 283 amino acids. NCBI's taxonomy places the organism in Eukaryota, Metazoa, Chordata, Actinopteri, Cyprinodontiformes, Rivulidae. Gene Ontology annotation, molecular function: L-aspartate N-acetyltransferase activity. The transcript is spliced from 3 exons.
AUGCAUUGUUCGUCUCCCAAAAUGGUUUGCGAGACUAAGAUUGUUGCGGACGAACACGACGCUCUACCCGCCGCCGGGACCAAAAGAGAGCCCAUGAUGUGGAGCUCUCCGCCCGCCGCCGGCGCGGCCCCGAGCCCCGCCGAGCUGGCGGCGAAGGAUGCGGGCAAAGAUGCGGUUUUUAUCCGCGAGUUUGAGCGCGCGGACGAAAAGGAGGCGCUGCGCAUCUUUCACGAGGGAAUAAUGGAGCGGAUACCCAACACUGCGUUCAGGGGGAUCUGGCAGCGGCCCAGGACUCAGUUUUUAUAUGCUCUUCUGACAGUAUUGUGCUUUUUCGUGACCAAAUCUGUCACGCUGACCUGCUGUGCCCCCCUCAUUCUCAUGGGCGCACGCUACUACUACAGCAGGAAAGUUAUCCAGAGUUAUCUGGACUGUGCUCUGCACACGGACAUGGCUGACAUAGAGGCGUAUUACAUGAGACCCACAGGCUCUUGUUUCUGGGUGGCAGUCCUUGAUGGACGUGUGGUGGGCAUCGUGGCGGCGCAAGGUCACGAGGACGACAACACCGUGGAGCUGAGGCGCAUGUCAGUGGACUCCCGCUAUCGUGGUAAAGGCAUCGCAAAGGCCCUGGGUCGUCGCGUUCUAGAGUACGCUGUCCGCAACAACUACACCGCCGUGGUCCUCGGAACAACCGCCGUCAAGCUGGCUGCCCACAAGCUGUACGAGUCGCUGGGCUUCUACAGGACGAGCCAGAGCGAGGACCACCGGCUACCUGGGAUGAGCCGCUCGCCGCUGGAGAGGCUCUUCUUCCAGAUCCGCCACAGCCGCUACCGCCUGCAGCUCCACGAGGAGUAAAAAAGGUGACGGGGAGAAAAAAGAUGGAGAUGGAAAUGGAGGAAAAAAGGGACAAAGAAAGCAAAUCCCUUCUUUACCUUAGAGCCCCAGCUGCAUCCUCUCCUCUCAGCUUUUAUUUAUUUUGUGUCCUUAGAGAAAUCUUUGAGUAACACUUUUACUCUUUCAUUGUAAAGUCACUAACAUUUUUUUUA